Molecule: messenger RNA, 441 nt
Organism: Pleurotus ostreatus (oyster mushroom)
Lineage: Eukaryota; Fungi; Basidiomycota; Agaricomycetes; Agaricales; Pleurotaceae
Exons: 5
Coding region: 1-441 (146 amino acids)
Biological process (GO): phospholipid biosynthetic process
Molecular function (GO): phosphatidylserine decarboxylase activity
Source: RefSeq, a predicted model, not a curated record
AUGACUGGGCAGCUUGAGGAGGAGAAGAUGCAAGUCUACGUACGGCUUGGGAUACGUCUGCUUUACAAGGGUGCGAAGAGUCAGAUGGAGGGUGGUAGAGCUCGUGGGCUCCUGGGGUCUCUAUCUAUCAAACAAGGAUUGACGUAUGACGCCCCUCAAUCAGCGGCCGAUAUCCCAGGUUUUAUCGUGUUCCAUAACCUCAAAGUCGACAAAAUCUCAAACCUGUUAGACUCGUUUAGCCCUGUCGCACGCACCCCAAAGGCAGCACGGUUAUAUGCGUCCAGCUUCAAGGUGUCACAGUUAACGGCGUCCAAUUGCAGCACAUUCAUGCGCAGACCUGCCUCUGUCUCCAUCGUGCUCGGAGAACCGGCGAGGAUAACACUUCCUACCCCACGAUGGCCCCAAAGCUCAGACGCCCGAGGUGUCCAUGUAAGCCAUUAA